Chiloscyllium plagiosum (whitespotted bambooshark) is the source of this 2833-nucleotide messenger RNA. The record is from RefSeq and is a predicted model, not a curated record. NCBI's taxonomy places the organism in Eukaryota, Metazoa, Chordata, Chondrichthyes, Orectolobiformes, Hemiscylliidae.
AUUUAUAAUUUGGAUUUCCCACAGCCUACCUUUCCCACCAUGCUUGUGGUCACCCUUCCUAGUAUGAUGUGGUUCAGGGUCAAGUUUUGCUGGUUAAUGCUUUGGGUAAUGGCAAAUGCAAGAGAUAGAUUUUUGUUGGCUCUGAAUGCCCUUUCUCGACUGGAUCCGUAUAUCUGAUAUACAAUGGAAAUAUCUGGGGCGGGGGAAUUGACACUGGCUAACGAUUGAAGUUGCAGGUAAAUGAAAGUGCCCUGUUCACUGGGUUAGCCCGGCCGUGUCCAUUGAACUGCCUGAACUUUGCAGGUCAGUGCUCGGAGUGUUUUCUCUGACGUUAGAGUUCGGGCUCCACCCUCUCUUUAAUUCAACUUUCUUCCUUCUGGCAGUCCAGGUCAGUGUUUUAACUGCACCCCCCGUCAACAUUAUGGGUUUCGACUGCGCGUUUGACGCCAGCAAGGUGAAGUGUGUUCUUUUGUAAAAGGGGAGUUGGUGAACAGUUCGGCGCAGAGUCUCGACUGCUGGAAGAGGGGGGCAAGAAAAGUUUCACUGGAAACUGCUGUAGUUUCCUGGAUCCGGGAUGGAGCCAACUCGGCGGAAUGCAGUGCUGUUGCUACUGGGCAGUACCUUCCUGUUUCAGGGCAUCCUCGCCACUGAAUCUUCUCUCAAGCCUGGAGAUAUCGUGGUGAUAAGCGUAACCAAUGUUUCCAUCUCUCUGGCCUGGGGACCUGCAGACAUGAAUGGCAUCCAGUAUAAUUUCAGCAUUAUCUACAAUUCUUCUGAUACAAGUGGAAACAAAACAGCAGUGUCAAACUUCACAACAAUAACUGAUUUACUUCCUGGAACCAAUUACACUAUUGCUGUAGCAACUAUUAUUGUUAAUGGCACAAGAAGUGAUCCUGUGGUUAGAAAUGUGUUUACAAAACCAAAUGCUGUGACCAAUGCAACCCUUGUCAACCGCAACACAACUUCAAUUACCCUGAGAUGGAACCGCCAGUCAGAUUAUAAGGCUGAGUACAGAUAUAAGGUGGAGACAAUUGGAGAUCCAUCUUCAAAUAGCACUGUUAAUGAUGAGUCUACUACAGUGGUGGAUCUGAACCCUGGGACAAAAUACACGUUCAGAGUGUUGACACUGACAGGAGAUGAUACAGCAUCUGAACCGGUCACAGUUUCUUUUACAACAGUUCCAAAAGCCGUGACUGAUGUAAUCCAUGUCAAUCACAACACCACUUCAAUUACUCUGGGAUGGAACCGCCAGUCAGACUAUAAGGCUGAGUACAGAUAUAAGGUGGAGACAAUCGGAGAUCCAUCUUCAAACAGCACUGUUACUGAUGAGUCUGUUACAGUGGUGGAUCUCAGCCCUGGAACAAAAUACACAUUCAGUGUGUUCACACUGGUGGCAGAUGGUACAUCAUCAGGUCCAGUCACAGUAUCUUUUAUGACAGCACCAAAUGCCGUGACUAAUGUAACCCUUGUGAACCGGAACACCACUUCAGUAACUCUGAAAUGGAACCGCCAGUCAGACUAUAAGGCUGAGUACAGAUAUAAGGUGGAGACGAUUGGAGAUCCAUCUUCAAAUAGCACUGUUAUUGAUGAGUCUGUUACAGUGGUGGAUCUGAACUCUGGGACCAAUUACACGUUCAACGUGUUCACACUGGUGACUGAUGGUACAGCAUCAGAUCCGGUUACAUUGUCUUUUACAACAGUACCAAAUGCCGUGACUAAUGUAACCCUUGUGAGUCGCAACACCACUUCAAUUACUCUGAGAUGGAACCGCCAGUCAGAUUAUAAGGCUGAGUACAGAUAUAAGGUGGAGACAAUUGGAGAUCCAUCUUCAAAUACCACUGUAAAUGAUGAGUCUAUUACAGUGGUGGGUCUGAAUCCUGGGACAAAAUACACGUUCAGAGUGUUGACACUGGCGGGAGAUGGUACAGCAUCAGAUCCGGUUACAGUUUCUUUUACGACAGUUCCAAAUGCCGUGACCAACAUAACCCUCGUCAACCGCAACACCACCUCAAUUACUCUGAGAUGGGACAGCCAAGCAGACUACAAGGCUGAGUACAGAUAUAAGGUGAAGUCAUUUGGAAAUCCAUCUUCAAAUAAUAGUGUUACUGAUGAGUCUAUUACAGUGGUGGAUCUGAGCCCUGGGACCAAUUACACAUUCAGCGUGCUCACACUGGCGGCAGAUGGUACAGCAUCAGAUCCGGUUACAGUUUAUUUUACAACAGUACCAAAUGCUGUGACUAAUGUAACCCUUGUGAGUCGCAACGCCACUUCAAUCACUCUGAGAUGGAACCGCCAGUCAGACUAUAAAGCUGAGUACAGAUAUAAGGUGGAGACAAUUGGAGAUCCACCUUCAAAUAGCACUGUUAAUGAUGAGUCUACUGCAGUAGUGGAUCUGAACCCUGGGACAAAAUACACGUUCAGAGUGUUGACACUGGCGGGAGAUGGUACAGCAUCAGAUCCGGUUACAGUUUCUUUUACAACAGUUCCAAAAGCCGUGACUAAUGUUAUCCGUGUCAAUCGCAACACCACCUCAAUUACUCUGGAAUGGAACCGCCAAGCAGACUAUAAGGCUGAGUACAGAUAUAAGGUGGAGACAAUCGGAGAUCCAUCUUCAAACAGCACUGUUAUUGAUGAGUCUGUUACAGUGGUGGAUCUCAACCCUGGGACAAAAUACACAUUCAGUGUGUUCACACUGGCGGCAGAUGGUACAUCAUCAGGUCCAGUCACAGUAUCUUUUACAACAGGUAAGGAAGCUAUCCAGUUCCUCAAGCAUCCCCAGGACAUCAGCGGAGAAGUGGCCCAUUACAGAAGAACCACCCUGUUGGACCUCUGA